Molecule: messenger RNA, 1051 nt
Organism: Armigeres subalbatus
Lineage: Eukaryota; Metazoa; Arthropoda; Insecta; Diptera; Culicidae
Product: polyisoprenoid diphosphate/phosphate phosphohydrolase PLPP6
Exons: 4
Coding region: 34-921 (295 amino acids)
Molecular function (GO): sphingosine-1-phosphate phosphatase activity
Source: RefSeq, a predicted model, not a curated record
AUAUUUCUGAAGGGCGUUGACAGUUUCUCUUGGAUGACACAUUUGAGAUUUCCAUUGAAUAAAAAUAAAAAUUUGAUCAGCAGCAUUGAAUCAGCUGGAUCAGCAGAAGUGUGUCCACUCAGAGUAGAGGUAUACAGCAGAAAAAGAAGCAUUUGUGUUGUCAACGCGUGUGGCGCUUCAGAUUGCAACAAAUUCGGGGGUUCCGUUUUGGAACCGUUGAGGGUCAAGGCUGACAAAAUGACGCCAAACACUUCUGCACAAAUGGACAGCGUGGAUAACAAAACCAGAAUGGAAGGCGGUCGUAACAUUCCACCGGCACUGAAGAAGCUGCUGGAAUGGGACGUGGUGACGACCAAACGAUUCGUCAGCUUCAUGAUGAACUUUAUCGCGCUGAGAUCGUUACGUACACAUUGCAAAGUCUUGGAGUAUUCUUGCCAUGGAAUAGCUUGGCUGGCAGGGUGGCUUGCUUUUUGCUGGAUGAUAGACAAACCGGAAUGGUACCAAAUGCAGGUUAAUUUGUUCAUAGGCCUUCUGACGGACAUCGUCAUGGUGGCGGUCAUCAAAGCAGCCACUCGUCGUCGCCGUCCGGCCGUUAAUGAUGAUCCGUUUUGCAUCGGCCCGGACAAGUUCAGCUUUCCAUCGGGGCACGUUUCCAGAGCGGUAUUCAUCGUAACCUUCCUGACCUGGUUGGACCCUGUGACAUUUGUUCUGUGGCCCCCGAUGCUGGCUUGGUGCGUGUCGAUGUGUCUGUCGCGACUGAUUCUUUACAGACAUCACAUCCUGGACGUGAUCGCUGGAAUCUUUGUGGGCCUGUUCAAUGCUUUUCUCAUCUCCAUUAUCUGGCUCGAUCAGGAAAGCUGCGUUUGGGUAAUCUCGUACAUGACGGAUGAAAAACUUUCCGGAGCGGAAUAUGGAGUUUAAAGGAAUCCCAAAGAAUAAUAGGACAAAAGUUUCUAUAUAAAAAAAUCAUCUCGUAGAAAGUUACAAUCAUAAUUUCGGCCAUUAAAUGACUAAACAUUAAAAUGAUUUUUAAAGUUUUAAUACACAUCUA